Hordeum vulgare subsp. vulgare (domesticated barley) is the source of this 4161-nucleotide messenger RNA. RefSeq names its product disease resistance protein RPM1-like. Gene Ontology annotation, biological process: defense response to other organism. Gene Ontology annotation, molecular function: ADP binding. The coding region runs from base 160 to 3153 and encodes 997 amino acids. The record is from RefSeq and is a predicted model, not a curated record. The transcript has 5 exons. NCBI's taxonomy places the organism in Eukaryota, Viridiplantae, Streptophyta, Magnoliopsida, Poales, Poaceae.
CGGGCGCUAUAAACAGAGCACUGCAGCUUUUGCUUUGCUACACCAAGUUCACUUCUUACUCCCAGGCUAGCGCCUUCACUCCUAGUCCUCAAGAGCCCACUCAACCAAACUACGGUUCGUGAGAGGACCACAUCGGAAGUUCAGAACCCGUCGGAGAUAAUGGCAGGAACGGUGCUGAGCAUGGCGAGGUCCAUCAUGGCGGGCGCCAUUAGCAAGGCCGCCUCCGCUGCCGCCGACGAGAUGAGCCUCCUUAUGGGUGUGCGCAAGGAUAUCUGGUUCAUCAAAGACGAGCUAGCAACGAUGCAGGCUUUUCUGGGUGCUGCUGAAGCAAUGAAGGAGAAAGACAUGCUACUGAAGGUGUGGGCAGAGCAAGUAAGGGAUGUUUCCUACAACAUUGAAGACUGCCUUGGUGAAUUCAUGGUGCAUGUGGCAAGUCAAACCUUGUCGCGGAAGCUGAUGAAGCUCAAAGACCGCCAUCGAAUCACCAUCCAAAUCCGUGAUCUCAAAUCAAGAGUUGAAGAAGUGAGCAGCAGGAACACACGGUACAACCUGAUUCAGAAGAACCAAAUUACCACAACCAUUGAUGAGAGGGAUUCUUGCAUGGAAGAUAUCCGCAACCAGUCGGCUAACAACAUUGAUGAAGCGGAACUUGUGGGGUUCUCCAAGCCCAAACAAGAGUUGAUAAAUCUCAUAGAUAUCCAUGCCAUAAAUAGCCCUGCUCAGGUAGUGUGCGUCGUCGGCAUGGGUGGUUUGGGUAAGACUACUCUUACAAGGAAGGUUUAUGAAAGUAUGGAGAACUUUUCUUAUUGUGCUUGGAUCACUGUCUCGCAAUCAUUUGUCAGGAUGGAGCUUCUCAAGGUUAUGAUCAAAGAUUUUUUUGGCGAUGAAGCAUUGAAGAAGCAGCUUGAAGGUAAUGCAGUGCGAGAAGAGGACCUCGCCAACUAUCUGAGGAAAGAGCUGCUUGAAAAGAGGUACUUUGUUGUACUUGAUGAUUUGUGGAACAUAGAUGAUUGGAACUGGAUAAAAAAUAUUGCUUUUCCGAGUAGGAACCAUAAAGGUAGUCGGAUAAUGGUAACAACGCGAGAUGUCGGUUUAGCUGAGAAGUGCUCAUUGGAAUCUUCCGUACCACUUAUCUACCACCAUCAACCCCUAGAAACAAAUGAUGCCAUACACUUGCUACUAAGGAAGUCUAGGAGAAGUGAGGAGGACAUGAAAACUGAUGUGAAAAUGAGGGAAAUAGUUACGAAGAUAGUCAAAAAGUCAGGUCUGUUACCACUAGCUAUUCUCACAAUAGGAGGCAUGCUAGCCACUAGAGAGGUUAGUGAAUGGCAAAGUAUUUACAACCAGAUCCCCAUAGAACUAGAGAGCAACCGAAGUCUUGAAGCAAUGAGGAGGAUAGUUACUCUGAGUUACAUCCACUUGCCUUCUCACCUUAAGUCGUGUUUUCUAUAUUUAAGCAUAUUUCCUGAGGAUUUUGAUAUCCAAAGGAGGCGUCUGGUAGAAAGAUGGAUAGCCGAGGGAUUUGUUAUAGCCAGGGAUGGGCUAAGCACUGAGGAGGUUGGAAAUAGUUACUUUUAUGAUCUAAUCAACCGAAGCAUGAUUCAGCCAUCAAGAGUGAACAUAGAAGGGAUUGUGAAGAGCUGUCGAGUCCAUGAUAUCGUUCGCGAUGUCAUGAUAGCAAUUUCUAGAGAUGAGAAUUUCGUGUGCGUGGCAGGGAAUAAUUUGACUAGUGUUGUAGAUAAGACCUUCCGCCAUGUAGCAUACCAUGGUAUCAUGCGCCAAAAUAUUGGCAUAGAUUGGGGCCACGUCCGGUCACUAACUGUGUUUGGUGAGAGAUCAUUGGGGCCAUCACCUUCAGUUUGUUCACCUGACAUGAGAAUGCUCCGGGCCUUGGAUCUAGAGAAUGCAAAGUUUCAAGUCACACAAAAGGAUAUCAGCAAGAUAGGACUGUUUCGCCACUUGAAGUAUCUGAAUUUUUCUACGCUUCGAGGAUAUUCAAAUAUUUAUAAACUUCCUAGAUCCAUAGGAAAAUUACAAGGCUUGCGUACUUUGAACAUAAGCGGCAGUUAUAUUACAGAACUGCCAACUGAGAUUAGUAAACUCAAGAGUCUACACAGUCUCCGUUGUACCAGGAAAUGGUCCUACCGCUGGUUUGACCUGGAUGACCGAAAGGAAUGCUUGGUGAACACACUUUGUAUGCCCGUGCUAUUCCAGUUCACACCUUUGGUUGAUCCUAGUGAGCGUGAUGAGGUAGUUGCUGAGCGACACAUGGCAUGGUCUAGCCUUUGGUCAAAGUCAUAUGGUGUGAGGGUGCCAAAAGGAAUCGGCAAACUAACAGAGCUGCAAAUACUAGAGCUUGUGGACAUCAGCCGAACCAGUGGCAAAGCAAUUAAAGAGCUAGGUGAGCUUGUGCAGCUGAGAAAACUGAGAGUGGAAACAGAAGGGGCCACCAAACAAAAAUGCAAGCUACUCUGUGAUGCCAUUCAGAAGCUCACUUGCCUCCGCUCUCUUAAAGUGGAUGGUUCACUCGAGUGGCUGCAUGUUGUUUCCUCUCCUCCUCCCCUGUUGAGGAGUCUGAAGUUGGAUGGAUGCCUUGGAGAGAUUCCUGGCUGGGUUGGCAGUCUGAUGCAUCUGGUGAAGCUUCAAUUAUGGCGCAGCGUAAUAAAGGAAGAAGGUCAUAUUAUGGAAAUAAUAGGGCCACUUCCCAACCUCAUAGAGCUUUGUCUUGGAUACACCUCUUAUAUUGGGGAGAAGUUAGCGUUCAAAACGGGAGUAUUCCCAAAUCUCAAAAAACUUGAUAUUUGGAAUCUGCGGCAACUGAGAAAGGUGGAAUUUGAGGAAGGCACCGCUCCCCACCUCGAAAUUAUCGAUAUCACUUUAUGUGAGUUGAGAUCUGGAACUAUUGGUCUCAAAUACCUCCCAAGUCUCAAGGAGUUUUCACUUGGUUACAAUGGUACAGUGGCGAGGCUUGGUAUGCUGCAAUGUGAGAUGGACGCACACCCUAACCAUCCCAUUCUGCGACUGACAAUGGACCGGAACAAACACGACCUGGGGGACAGGUCAAGCCAAAACCCUGAAAUAACGGAGGUCCAAGGCUCUGCUUUGAUGGAAGAUGAUUUCUGGUCCUGCAACUCCGACGACGAUGAUGCUUGAUAAUUUGGAGAACUUCUUUCAGAAUCUCCGCAUAGGUUUCAUACAGGAAGAAACGGAACAACUGUUCUAGAUGAGAAGUGAGAAGGAAGCUUCUCAACCAUCUUGUGCUGCCAAGGGGCACUGAAUAAUAUCAUGUCAAGCGAAGUUGGAAGCCACUGGAUUUCUUUCUGACCCAGGAGUGAGCUCACAUGUUUCACACUCAACAGUCCACCUCCAAAGGGCGAUGGCUGUCGGGGAGGCAAUGGACUAUAAUGGACUAUACAACACAAGAUACCAGUAUCAAUUAAGCUGCUUUGUUACUAUGCAAUUGGUCAUCGUAUUCAACUUCCAAGUUCUCUGCUGGUGGACUCUAAGCAACAAAGUGAAGCUAAGAUACAACAUUUAUUUUUGAAAAGGAGGAAGACCUCCGGCCUUUGUAUCUAGGCGAUGCCUGAUGAGAUGUAUCUUAGCUCUGAUGAGAUGUAGUAAUUAAUAAUGCUCUGUAUUUGAUCUCAGCUUGGGAGAAGACGUGGAAGAUGCAAUGCACUACACACACUAGAUGCUGCUAGUAAUGAAACUGCAUAGAUAUAAGUUCAGCCCUCCAAGUUCCCUGCUGGCUGGUGGCCUCUGAUAUGGUGCAAGGUGAAGCUGACCACUGUGAAUGGAGCUUCAAUGUUACGGAGGGGAGUAGCAAGCCGCACUGCCAUUUUGAUAACUCAAAAGGAGUCUACAAGAAGAAAUUGCUGGCCCAGAUGAUAAUUGCUUCUGGAGGAACACCAUGGAAUGGAAUGGCCGCCAACCUGAUGAGAACACAGGGUUACUUUAUCUUCGAGUACUCUAUUUUUUCACAGAUGUUUAGUUCAUCUAAGCAUGUUGCUGCCCCUAUGCUUGUGCUUGUUUGUAAUCAAAGAAUGACGGUAGCAUAUCUUUCUUUUUUUUUGAAUUGUUUGAAUUGCAUACACAUGUCAUGUGGUAGCAUAUCUUGUUACCCAAGCUCUGCAAAUUUAAGAACAUGUUUGAAUUCUCGGA